This is a messenger RNA of Adineta steineri, 1266 nucleotides long. NCBI's taxonomy places the organism in Eukaryota, Metazoa, Rotifera, Eurotatoria, Adinetida, Adinetidae. The record is from the annotation of a GenBank genome assembly.
CAACAGACAAUUAUUCAACAAAAACAAAAUCUUCAUAAUUCUUCUUUAAUUCAACAAAUUAAUCAAUGGGAAACAAAUUCAAUUGAAAAAAUUCAACAAACAGCACAACAAUGUCGAGAAAAAGUGAUGAAAUUAACGCAAAAAUCGAUCAAUGGUAUUGAAAAAAAGUUUAGUGAAUUAUCUCAGAAAUUAAAAGAAAUUCGUCAAGAAAAUGAAUUUAAUGAAAUCGAUUUAAAUAAUUGUCAAUUGAAAUUAACACAAAUUACAAAAGAAUUUCUUCCACCAUCAGACAUUUCUAUUCGACAAGAUUCACAAGAAUUUAUCAAGAAAAUUACGGUUAUCUCAUUACUUCAACAAAAUCAAACAGAAAAGAAUACAUUUCAACAAUUUGGAAUUACUGUUGCUGGAGGAAAUGGACAUGGACAGGAAUUAAAUCAACUCUCUUACCCUCGUGGGAUGUUUAUUGAUAAUGAUAAAUCAAUUUAUAUUGCUGAUUGUGGAAAUGAUCGUAUUGUCAAAUGGAAAUUGAAUUCAAAUACUGGUCAAAUCAUUGCAGGUGAAAAUGGAGUUGGAAAUCGAAAUAAUCAAUUGAGUUGGCCAACAAAUAUAAUUUUUGAUAAAGAAAAUAAUUCUUUUAUUAUUUCUGAUUAUAAAAACAGCCGAGUAAUUCAAUAUUUUGAUCAAAAUCAAACAAAUCAACAAAUUCUUAUUUCAUAUAUUAAUUGUGUGGGUCUGACAAUCGAUAAAAAUGGAUUUAUUUAUACUUCUGAUUCUCAGAAUAAUGAAGUAAGACGAUGGAAACAAGGAGAUAAAAAAGGUGAAUUAGUUGCAGGUGGAAAUGGUCAAGGAAAUAGCCUUAAUCAACUCAAUUAUCCUACUUAUAUUUUUAUUGAUGAAGAUUAUUCUCUUUAUAUAUCAGAUUAUGAGAAUAAUCGUGUAAUGAAAUGGAGAAAAGGCGCAAAAGAAGGAAUUAUUGUUGCUGGUGGAAAUGGCGAAGGAAGAAGUCUCAAACAAUUAUCUCAUCCUCGAGGAGUGAUUGUUGAUCAUUUGGGCCAAAUCUAUGUGGCAGAUUGUUCGAAUCAUCGAGUAAUGCGUUGGUGUGAAGGAGAUGCAGAAGGUGAAAUUGUUGUUGGUGGGUAUGGUCAAGGAAAUCAAUCAAAUCAAUUAAAUUAUCCCACAGGUUUAUCAUUUGAUAAUGAAGAAAAUCUUUAUGUUGCUGAUUGUUCCAAUGAUCGAAUUCAAAAAUAUGAAAGAAAUUUAAUUUGA